UAUACUAUCGUUUUAAAAUGACCUGUAGAUCAACUAACUAUACCCGUAUUUUGAAGAAGUAUAAAUAGUAUUAUAACGACAUGUUAUUCGAUUAUAUAUAUCAUUUUAAGAACAGCAAAAACAUGGUACGGGUGGCGAUUUACCAAAUUUAUUUUUUAUUCCUUUGUUCGUUGACCUCCACUCUAGUGAUUGCAACAAGAAAAGAUGAAGGCUGGGAAAGGGUGUAUGCUAACAACAUAACAUCUGUGAUACCUCUUCAUUAUUAUGGUGGAAAAUCCUACUAUAUGGGCACACAUUUUCGGGCAACCUACCACCAAGCCAUCGCAUUUUGUGAACAAAUUCAUAUGACACUGCUGUCAAUUCGUUCCUAUGAAGAGAAUGAAAGGAUUUACAAAUUCAUCAGAGAAGCAAGUGUUGGAAAUGAAUAUUGGACUUCAGGUACGAGACUGGUAGACGGCUUCAGCUGGUUGUGGUUGCCUUAUGGCGAGAGAAUAGAUUACACAAACUGGUCGAACGGUCAACCGUCAGAUGUCAAUGAAAAGUGCCUGCAAUUAUGGGUGGUCAACGGAAAACUGCAUUGGAACGACAGACCAUGCGAUGUAAAGUUUUGGUUCAUAUGUGAAAGAUUCGACAAUGCAAAUGUUGGACCAUCUUUUUGAGUGUUGUGAAACUUUCUAUACCCAUUGAUUAUCAAAUAAUAAAAUGAAUGAAUCCAGAGAAAAUUUAUUCAUUUCAUGGGGGACGAUGUUCGUUUUCAAGUUGGUCGAGCUAUACAGG
Molecule: messenger RNA, 777 nt
Organism: Phaedon cochleariae (mustard beetle)
Lineage: Eukaryota; Metazoa; Arthropoda; Insecta; Coleoptera; Chrysomelidae
Source: the annotation of a GenBank genome assembly